Messenger RNA from Marchantia polymorpha subsp. ruderalis, 2655 nucleotides. The record is from the annotation of a GenBank genome assembly. NCBI's taxonomy places the organism in Eukaryota, Viridiplantae, Streptophyta, Marchantiopsida, Marchantiales, Marchantiaceae.
UAGGGUUUAUGGACGUCAGUUCUGCUCGUUUCUGUCAAGGGUUUAGGUUAGAUUCUGCGAGAGACAUAUCAAACAGAGGACUUUGGCACAUCACGCUCUCUUCGCCUGAGCAGAGCUUGCGAGGCGUGCACGAGUGUUGCAGAUUUCCCCUUAAUCUUGCAAAUGGGAUAGGUGUUGAUGGUACGAGGCGACCAAGCGUCUGCGUUGAGUCGCCUUCGAAGAAUUUGGUCCAUGGUGGAGGCGUGAGGAUUGCUGUAGCAUUGGAUGAUUGCUUCCCGACUCGCUGAAAUUGAGGGCGUGAGUGGGGAAGUCUUAGACUAGAGAAUUAGUCUCGUGCAGCAGCUAUUCAGGUGAAUUUUUUAUCAACAUCUUGAGGAAAGAAGGACCAAAAUGGGAAAAAAGAAGACCAAGGGACCGGAGGUCAAGGGAAAACCAAAACAUUCACUCGAUGAAGGGAACAGAGAUAAUAAACCAGGCACUCGAAGCGCUGCCACCGUGCGCAGGCUGCACAUGUACAAGAACCGUCCCGUUCGUGAUAAAAAGGGAACGAAAUUGUAUCAGGAGUAUCAAUCGAAUGCGCUUCCUUCCACACGUAUCCAGCCAGAUCGGCGAUGGUUCGGCAACACCCGAGUUAUUGGGCAGAAGGAGUUGGAUACGUUCAGGGAAGAGAUGCGAACACGUGUAUCUGAUUCGUACACUGUUAUAUUGAAGGAUAAGAAAUUGCCUCUUUCAUUGCUCACUGAUAGCCAGAAGCAAUCUAGAGUUCACCUCUUGGAUACAGAGAAAUUUGAAGACACUUUCGGACCUAAGAAGAAAAGACGACGCCCAAAGCUUGCUGUCGACGACUAUGCUGGACUUGUCGAAAAGGUCGAUGCUGGGCAAGAUGCAUUUACCAAAGGUGGUGGAACUGGAAUGAUUCUGGGCGGUGAGGAUACUGAUGGGCUUCGCGAUGCUGCCCGACAUAGUAUGUUUGACAAGGGACAGAGUAAACGAAUAUGGGGAGAGCUUUACAAAGUGAUAGAUUCCUCUGACGUUGUUGUGGAGGUACUGGACGCCCGAGAUCCAGAAGGAACCAGAUGCCGUCAUUUGGAGAAACAUCUGAAAACGAACUGCAAACAUAAGCAUCUCAUCUUUUUACUGAACAAGUGCGAUUUAGUCCCAUCAUGGGUGACGAAAGGAUGGCUCCACACACUUUCCCGUGAAUUUCCUACUCUCGCAUUCCACGCCAGCGUCACGAACCCGUUUGGAAAGGGUUCUCUUCUAUCUCUUUUGAGGCAACUAUCUCACCUCAAAACUGAUAAGCAGGCCAUCUCUGUUGGAUUUGUUGGAUAUCCGAAUGUAGGCAAGUCCUCAGUGAUCAAUACACUUCGCACCAAGGCCGUCUGCAAAGUGGCACCGAUUCCUGGAGAAACUAAAGUCUGGCAGUACAUUACGCUUACCAAGAAAAUUUUUCUGAUCGAUUGCCCUGGAGUCGUCUACCAGAGCCACGACAACGAGACUGACAUAGUACUGAAGGGAGUGGUGCGUGUUGGGAAUCUGGCAGAUGCAACUGAGCACAUUGGCGAGGUUUUGUCGAGGGUAAAGAAGGACUAUCUUGUUCGAGCUUAUAAAGUGAAGGAGUGGACUAGUGAUGAAGACUUCCUCACCCAACUGUGCAAAGUGACGGGAAAGCUACUCAAGGGUGGAGAACCAGAUUUGAACACUGCAGCUAAAAUGGUUCUAUUCGACUGGCAGAGAGGUCGAAUUCCUUUUUUCACACCCCCUCCACAGAGACCUGAGGAAGAGGCCCCAACAAAGGACAUCCCAAGUAAUUUGUUGCAGAUCACAACCGGCAAUUCUGAAGAUCUACCAAAGGAGGAGAAAGAAGCCGCUGCCGUUAUUUUAGAUGUUGUCUCGAAGCAGAAAAUAAGAAAGGUGCCGGUUCAAAAGGACUUUUUCAACGCUGAGGAUGAGCCAAAUCAAGCGCUGGAGGUGGAAGAAGAUUACGGAAGUGACGAAGAUUUGGGUGACGGUGACGAGUCGGAGGGAGAAGAUGAAAAACCAGCCAUCGCUGAAUUGAAGGCUGAAAAGGAAGCGGACAGCGACGACGAAGAGAACGUAACCUGGGAAGAUGUUUUGAAGAGUGUACAGUCAGAAAUGGGAGGUAGUAGUGCUCCAGCUCUAGCUCCAGCAGAGCCGACAGUCACAGUUGAGACCGAGGAGGCUAAAAGGGCCGAUUCUGAUGUUAGUAAGCCUGUUUCCGAGUCGAAAUCUCUGCCACAUCCAGAGAAACGGAAAAGCGAGGGUAAAAAAUCUGGCUCUAAGAAGAAACGUAAGAGGUAGGUAGGCUCGUAAGUGCCCACGUGGACUUAAAUUUUUUCUGUACAGUAGUAAGUCAUUGAUUCUCUUGUAGUUUAAGCAUUUUGCUCGGGUUAGUGAAAUAAGAUCUCAAAUUCUUCAUAGUUCCUUGCUAGAGUAUCUUUUUAAUUCCGCCCAAUUUACAUCGCUAGUCUCGGUCCACAUUGGAUACAAAGUGGAUUAACUUGAGCAGUAGUUUGCUGGGCAAGCAAACCUUGUGGUGUGGUUGGAAACACGAUUUUUCACAUCUGGAUGGAACAGAACACGGAUUCUUGUGAUCAAACUCGCCCAUGUGUGCGCAAACUCGCGGGAUUGUUU